CAACAGCCCCACAGUGAACAUUUCGUUGAAUCGUUUAGUACCAAAAUUCAGAGACUUUGUGUAGUAUUAUUUUCUUAUCUCGGACGGCAAAAAACCACAAAAUCAGACAACCAUAAACAGCCCACAAGCUUGAACUGAAAUGCUUCGCUUUGGCCCACAGAAUAUGGAGAGAGUUGUGCGACUGCCUGCAGGCAUCCAGAGAGUGGAGACACAUCUGCUGGCAGCGGCCAGCGCUGGCCGUCACAUAAUCAAGAUCGUGCUGCGAGGCAGCGGGCUGCUCGUCCAGAUCCUCAUCUCACGCACUGGCAAAGUGCUCAACGUCGUGAUCGAAAGAAGUGCCCGCGUUGUGUACCGCGCACGGUCGAGCUUAGCUCAGCUCUCAGCCAGAGGCACUCACCAGUUUCUGCAAUCCAGCAUCUGGGGUGACGAGCUCCUCGCCCGGGUCACAGCCGAUGGUGGAUAUCUGCUGGAGCAGGCCAAAGCACGCGGCACUCAGGUGUGCCGGAGAGCGUCGACAAAUGGCGGUCGCACGAUUGCCAGACUUGGCCAGAGCACAGCCCAGCUGGUCCAUGUGCUCUCCACCGGUGGCUUGCGGCUGGUCACCAGAGCCACCUCCGGCGGUUGUCAAUGCUUGAGCCUCAUCGGUGGUGGCGGCGUCCGCCUGCUCAAGCCGCUGCUCGAGGGUUACGGCUGGCUGCGAACGCUGCUCGAGGAGUACGAAAAGCAAGUGGCUGAUGCAGAGUUAAAGCCACAGCCAAAGGACAUUCACGGCUGGAAGCUGUACGGGCCGAAGGAGCUGCGACUGCUGAGCGUGGCAUGCGGCAUACCGAGGAAGCGCGCGGAGUGCCAAGUGUUGGGGCAGUGCGGCGAGGAUGCCUGGUUCGCGGCCAGCACCAAUCGCGGCGACACGCUGGGCGUGGCCGACGGCGUCGGUUGCGGGCGGAUCUCCAAGCUCUCGCCUGGGGAGCUCAGCAGCUCCUUGAUGCGCUCCUGCGAGCGUCUGGCGCUGAGCCCCUGCCACGAGCCGCGUCGCCUGGACCUGCUGCUGCAUCGGGCCCAUCGCGAGGUGCAGGAGGAGCGCCACCCCGUCUUGGCCAGCUGCCACACUUGCCUCCUGAGUCUGGACCGACGCACGGGCACCGUCUCCGCCACAAACAUCGGCAGCUGCGGCUUCCUGGUGGUGCGCAAGGGAAAAAUUGUUGCACGCUCCACCAAACAGUCACGGAACUCGUUUGCCUCGUUCCAGGGUGGCUCCGCCGCCAUCCUCUAUGACGUCAUCGCCCAGCCAUCGAUUCAGCAGUUCCGCGCAGAGGCCGGGGACAUGCUGCUGCUGGCCACCGACGGCUUCUUCGACAAUGUGAACGAUGAGCGAGUUCUGUCGCUGAUCUCGGAGCUGGACGGACGCACAGAGCCCUGUCGCAUGCGUCUGUAUGCGGAGACUCUGGCCCUGAUGGCACGCGCCGCCACCUGCAGCACCUAUCGAAAGGGUUCGAACCGCCAGCUGAAGAUGGAUGACAUCACCGUCGUUCUGGCGGUGGUCAACUAGUUCCAAUUCAAUGACAAAAACAAGCGACUGCCAAGAGACGAGUCCCCCCCAACUAUCGACACCACACCAUCCACAGAGACAGCAAUCACUGGCAAAGGUUCCACAGAUUCCACAUCUCCCCACGGAGGUGCUGUGAACAGUUGCCAGUGAGGGUUGUCCAACGGAGAAGCUCAAGCAUCACCCACCGAUCAACAACAGCAGUCGCCCAAUGGGUU
Drosophila subobscura is the source of this 1761-nucleotide messenger RNA. RefSeq names its product protein phosphatase PTC7 homolog. The record is from RefSeq and is a predicted model, not a curated record. Bases 140 to 1546 code for a protein of 468 amino acids. The transcript has 2 exons. Lineage: Eukaryota; Metazoa; Arthropoda; Insecta; Diptera; Drosophilidae.